Molecule: messenger RNA, 595 nt
Organism: Paralichthys olivaceus (Japanese flounder)
Lineage: Eukaryota; Metazoa; Chordata; Actinopteri; Pleuronectiformes; Paralichthyidae
Source: RefSeq, a predicted model, not a curated record
ACAAUAACUUUAUAAUAACCGACAGUGAGGUGAUCACAACACUUGGUUUGUGCAUGUGCACGAUCCUCACUGUGCAGAACCAGGAGAGUAAACCUGGGAAGGUGUAGGACCCAGCAGACCUCCAGCCCCCGGCUUCACCUGUUCGCCUUCACGUGUCUCCCCCUUCCUCGCACUUGGGAUUUCUUGCAUCGCUCCUCGGUGAUGAGCACCUCCCUGCAGCCUGCAGCCAUGCCUUCGUCCGUGCGCUGCAGCCUCCUGAUCCUCUGCGCGUCCCUCGCCGGAGCCUCCCUGGCGGAGAUCGUGUUCCGCUGCCCGGGCUGCACCGCGGAGCGUCAGGCGCUGUGCCCGACGCUCACCGAGACCUGCGCGGAGAUCGUGCGCGAACCGGGCUGCGGGUGCUGCCCCGUGUGCGCCCGGCAAGAGGGCGAGAUGUGCGGCGUGUACACCCCGAGGUGCGCCACCGGGCUGCGGUGCUACCCGACGCCCGACUCGGAGCUUCCCCUGGAGCAACUGGUGCAGGGCGAGGGGCAGUGCCGGCGCAAAGUGGACCCGGAGACCAGCACCCACAGCCAGGAGCACCGGGAGCAAACCAGCG